Messenger RNA from Vicugna pacos (alpaca), 7950 nucleotides. NCBI's taxonomy places the organism in Eukaryota, Metazoa, Chordata, Mammalia, Artiodactyla, Camelidae. The record is from RefSeq and is a predicted model, not a curated record.
UUCUUUGCAGCAAAAAAUUACAUGUAUAUAUUAUCAAGAUAAUAUAUACAUCUGAUCUUAUUUUUUAAAAAAAAGUUUAUUUUGCUCCGAUUUUGAAAAAGAGGGAGCGUGGGUGGCCAGCGGUUUUUAUAAAUUAUUCUUAUUUUCUGUUAUCUGUCCCUGUCCCUCCCCACCCCCUGCUGAAGCUUGAAUAAGGGCAGGGACCGCGGCUCCUACCUAUCGGUCACCCCCUUACCCGUUCCUCCCCCUCCCCAACGCCCAGCACAGUGCCCUGCACACAGUAGGCGCUCAAUAAAUGUUCGUGGAUGAUGAUGAUGAUGAUGAUGAAAAAAAUGCAGCAUCAACGGCAGCAGCAAGCGGACCACGCGAACGAGGCAAACUAUGCAAGAGGCACCAGGCUCCCUCUUUCUGGUGAAGGACCAACUUCUCAGCCGAAUAGCUCCAAGCAAACCGUCCUGUCUUGGCAAGCCGCAAUCGAUGCUGCUAGACAGGCCAAGGCUGCCCAAACUAUGAGCACCUCCGCACCCCCACCUGUAGGAUCUCUCUCCCAAAGAAAACGUCAGCAAUACGCCAAGAGCAAAAAACAGGGUAACUCGUCCAACAGCCGACCUGCCCGUGCCCUUUUCUGUUUGUCACUCAAUAACCCCAUCCGAAGAGCCUGCAUUAGUAUAGUGGAAUGGAAACCAUUUGACAUAUUUAUAUUAUUGGCUAUUUUUGCCAAUUGUGUGGCCUUAGCUAUUUACAUCCCAUUCCCUGAAGAUGAUUCUAAUUCAACAAAUCAUAAUUUGGAAAAAGUAGAAUAUGCCUUCCUGAUUAUUUUUACAGUCGAGACAUUUUUGAAGAUUAUAGCGUAUGGAUUAUUGCUACAUCCUAAUGCUUAUGUUAGGAAUGGAUGGAAUUUACUGGAUUUUGUUAUAGUAAUAGUAGGAUUGUUUAGUGUAAUUUUGGAACAAUUAACCAAAGAAACAGAAGGCGGUAACCACUCCAGUGGCAAAUCGGGAGGCUUUGACGUCAAAGCCCUCCGCGCCUUUCGAGUGUUAAGACCACUUCGACUAGUAUCAGGAGUGCCCAGUUUACAAGUUGUCCUGAACUCCAUUAUAAAAGCCAUGGUUCCCCUCCUUCACAUAGCCCUUUUGGUAUUGUUUGUAAUCAUUAUCUAUGCUAUUAUAGGAUUGGAACUUUUUAUUGGAAAAAUGCACAAAACAUGUUUUUUUGCUGAUUCAGAUGUUGUAGCUGAAGAGGACCCAGCACCAUGUGCGUUCUCAGGGAAUGGACGCCAGUGUACCGCCAAUGGCACGGAGUGUCGGAGUGGCUGGGUUGGCCCCAAUGGAGGCAUCACCAACUUUGAUAACUUUGCCUUUGCCAUGCUCACCGUGUUUCAGUGCAUCACCAUGGAGGGCUGGACAGACGUGCUCUACUGGGUAAAUGAUGCGAUAGGAUGGGAAUGGCCAUGGGUGUAUUUUGUUAGUCUGAUCAUCCUUGGCUCAUUUUUCGUCCUUAACCUGGUUCUUGGUGUCCUUAGUGGAGAAUUCUCAAAGGAAAGGGAGAAGGCUAAAGCCCGGGGAGACUUCCAGAAGCUCCGGGAGAAGCAGCAGCUGGAAGAGGAUCUAAAGGGCUACUUGGAUUGGAUCACCCAAGCAGAGGACAUUGACCCUGAGAAUGAAGAAGAAGGAGGCGAGGAAACCAAACGGAAUACCAGCAUGCCCACCAGUGAGACAGAGUCUGUGAAUACGGAGAACGUGAGCGGGGAAGGCGAGAACCAAGGCUGCUGUGGGAGCCUCUGGUGCUGGUGGAGAGGAAGAGGCGCUGCGCAGGCCGGGCCCUCUGGUUGUCGGCGGUGGGGUCAAGCCAUCUCAAAAUCCAAGCUCAGCCGACGCUGGCGUCGCUGGAACCGCUUCAAUCGCCGAAGAUGCAGGGCUGCUGUGAAGUCUGUCACGUUUUACUGGCUGGUUAUUGUCCUGGUGUUUCUCAACACCUUAACCAUUUCCUCCGAGCACUACAACCAGCCUGACUGGUUGACACAGAUUCAAGACAUUGCUAACAAAGUCCUUUUGGCUCUGUUCACCUGCGAGAUGCUGGUAAAAAUGUACAGCUUGGGUCUCCAGGCGUAUUUCGUGUCUCUUUUUAAUCGGUUUGAUUGCUUUGUGGUGUGUGGUGGAAUUACCGAAACCAUCUUGGUGGAACUGGAAAUCAUGUCUCCCCUGGGCAUCUCUGUGUUUCGAUGUGUGCGCCUCCUGAGAAUUUUCAAAGUGACCAGGCACUGGACGUCCCUGAGCAACUUGGUGGCAUCCUUGUUAAACUCCAUGAAGUCCAUCGCUUCGCUGCUGCUUCUGCUUUUCCUCUUCAUCAUCAUCUUUUCCUUGCUUGGGAUGCAGCUGUUCGGCGGCAAGUUUAAUUUCGACGAAACGCAAACCAAGAGGAGCACCUUUGAUAAUUUCCCUCAAGCACUUCUAACGGUGUUCCAGAUUCUGACAGGUGAAGACUGGAAUGCUGUGAUGUAUGAUGGCAUCAUGGCGUAUGGGGGCCCAUCAUCUUCAGGAAUGAUCGUCUGCAUCUACUUCAUCAUCCUCUUCAUCUGCGGUAACUAUAUUCUACUGAAUGUCUUUUUGGCCAUUGCUGUAGACAACUUGGCUGAUGCUGAAAGCUUGAACACUGCUCAGAAGGAGGAAGCUGAAGAAAAGGAAAGGAAAAAGAUUGCCAGAAAAGAAAGCCUGGAAAAUAAAAAGAACAACAAACCAGAAGUCAACCAGAUAGCCAACAGUGACAACAAGGUUACAAUUGACGACUACCGAGAAGAGGAUGAGGACAAGGACCCCUACCCGCCUUGUGAUGUGCCAGUAGGUGAAGAGGAAGAAGAGGAGGAGGAGGAUGAGCCUGAGGUUCCAGCUGGCCCCCGUCCUCGCAGAAUCUCUGAGUUGAACAUGAAAGAGAAAAUUGCCCCUAUUCCCGAAGGGAGCGCUUUCUUCAUUCUUAGCAAGACCAACCCGAUCCGAGUGGGCUGCCACAAGCUCAUCAACCACCACAUCUUCACCAACCUCAUCCUUGUCUUCAUCAUGCUGAGCAGCGCUGCCCUGGCGGCUGAGGACCCUAUCCGCAGCCACUCCUUCCGGAACACUAUACUGGGUUACUUUGACUAUGCUUUCACAGCCAUCUUUACUGUUGAAAUCCUAUUGAAGAUGACAACUUUUGGAGCUUUCCUCCACAAAGGGGCUUUCUGCAGGAACUACUUCAACUUACUGGAUAUGCUGGUUGUUGGGGUGUCUCUGGUGUCAUUUGGGAUCCAAUCCAGUGCCAUCUCUGUUGUGAAGAUUCUGAGGGUCUUAAGGGUCCUGAGGCCACUCAGGGCAAUCAACAGAGCAAAAGGACUUAAGCACGUUGUCCAGUGCGUCUUUGUGGCCAUCCGGACAAUUGGCAACAUCAUGAUCGUCACCACCCUGCUCCAGUUCAUGUUCGCCUGCAUUGGGGUUCAGCUGUUCAAGGGAAAGUUCUAUCGCUGUACCGACGAAGCCAAAAGUAACCCUGAAGAAUGCAGGGGGCUCUUCAUCCUCUACAAGGAUGGAGAUGUGGAUAACCCUGUGGUCCGUGAGAGGAUCUGGCAGAACAGUGAUUUCAACUUUGACAACGUCCUCUCGGCCAUGAUGGCUCUGUUCACAGUCUCCACGUUUGAGGGCUGGCCCGCGUUGCUGUACAGAGCCAUCGACUCGAACGGAGAGAACGUCGGCCCCAUCUACAACUACCGCGUGGAGAUCUCCAUCUUCUUCAUCAUCUACAUCAUCAUCGUAGCGUUCUUCAUGAUGAACAUCUUUGUGGGCUUCGUCAUCGUCACUUUUCAGGAGCAGGGGGAGAAAGAGUAUAAGAACUGUGAGCUGGACAAAAAUCAGCGUCAGUGUGUUGAAUACGCCUUGAAAGCUCGUCCCUUGCGGAGAUACAUCCCCAAAAACCCCUACCAGUACAAGUUCUGGUACGUGGUGAACUCCUCGCCUUUCGAAUACAUGAUGUUUGUCCUCAUCAUGCUCAACACACUCUGCUUGGCCAUGCAGCACUACGAGCAGUCCAAGAUGUUUAAUGACGCCAUGGACAUCCUGAACAUGGUCUUCACUGGGGUUUUCACUGUCGAGAUGGUUUUGAAAGUCAUUGCUUUUAAACCCAAGGGGUACUUUAGUGAUGCCUGGAACACGUUUGACUCCCUCAUCGUAAUCGGCAGCAUUGUAGACGUGGCCCUCAGCGAAGCUGACAACUCUGAAGAGAGCAAUAGAAUCUCCAUCACCUUUUUCCGUCUUUUCCGAGUGAUGCGCCUGGUGAAGCUUCUCAGCAGGGGGGAAGGCAUCCGGACAUUGCUGUGGACUUUCAUUAAGUCAUUCCAGGCGCUCCCCUAUGUCGCCCUUCUCAUAGCCAUGCUGUUCUUCAUCUACGCGGUUAUCGGCAUGCAGAUGUUUGGGAAAGUUGCCAUGAGAGAUAACAACCAGAUCAACAGGAACAAUAAUUUCCAGACCUUUCCUCAGGCAGUGCUGCUGCUCUUCAGGUGUGCGACGGGGGAGGCCUGGCAGGAAAUCAUGCUGGCCUGCCUACCGGGGAAGCUCUGUGACCCCGAGUCGGAUUACAACCCCGGCGAGGAGUACACGUGUGGAAGCAACUUCGCCAUCGUCUAUUUCAUCAGUUUUUACAUGCUCUGUGCGUUUCUGAUCAUCAACCUGUUCGUGGCUGUCAUCAUGGACAAUUUUGAUUAUCUGACCCGGGACUGGUCUAUUCUGGGGCCUCAUCAUUUAGAUGAAUUCAAAAGAAUAUGGUCCGAAUACGACCCUGAAGCAAAGGGAAGGAUCAAGCACCUGGACGUGGUCACUCUGCUCCGCCGAAUCCAGCCUCCCCUGGGAUUUGGGAAAUUGUGCCCACACAGAGUAGCCUGUAAGAGACUAGUUGCCAUGAACAUGCCGCUCAACAGUGAUGGGACAGUGAUGUUUAAUGCAACUCUGUUUGCUUUGGUUCGAACGGCUCUUAAAAUCAAGACGGAAGGGAACCUGGAACAAGCUAAUGAAGAACUCCGAGCUGUGAUCAAGAAAAUUUGGAAGAAAACCAGCAUGAAACUUCUUGACCAAGUUGUCCCUCCAGCUGGUGAUGAUGAGGUAACCGUGGGGAAGUUCUAUGCCACUUUCCUGAUACAGGACUACUUUAGGAAAUUCAAGAAACGGAAAGAACAAGGACUGGUGGGAAAAUACCCCGCGAAGAACAGCACAAUUGCCCUACAGGCGGGAUUAAGGACACUGCACGACAUUGGGCCAGAAAUCCGGCGUGCUAUAUCAUGUGAUUUGCAAGAUGACGAGCCAGAGGAAACAAAACGAGAAGAAGAAGAAGAUGUAUUCAAAAGAAAUGGUGCCCUGCUUGGAAACCAUGUCAAUCAUGUUAAUAGUGAUAGAGAUUCCCUUCAGCAGACCAAUACCACCCACCGUCCCCUGCAUGUCCAAAGGCCUUCAGUUCCACCUGCAAGUGAUACUGAGAAACCGCUGUUUCCUCCAGCAGGAAAUUCGGUGUGUCAUAACCAUCAUAACCAUAAUUCCAUAGGAAAGCAAGUUCCCAGCUCAACAAAUGCCAAUCUCAAUAAUGCCAAUAUGUCCAAAGCUGCCCCUGGAAAGCGGCCCAGCAUUGGGAACCUUGAGCAUGUGUCUGAAAAUGGGCAUCAUUCCUCCCACAAGCAUGGCCGUGAGCCUCAAAGAAGGUCCAGUAUUAAAAGGUCUGACUCAGGAGAUGAGCAGUUCCCAACUAUUUGCCGGGAAGAUCCAGAGAUACACGGCUACUUUAGGGACCCCCACUGCUUGGGGGAGCAGGAGUAUUUUGGCUGCGAGGACUGCUACGAGGGCGACAGCUCGCCGACCGGGAGCAGGCAAAGCUACGGCUACGGCUGCGGCUACUACAACCGACACCCAGGCAGCAGCUUGGAUUUCGAGCGGCCCCGAGGGUACCAUCACCCGCAAGGCUUCUCGGAGGAUGAUGACUCGCCUGUUUGCUACGAUUCCCGGAGGUCUCCAAGGAGACGCCUACUACCUCCCACUCCAACAUCCCACCGGAGGUCCUCCUUCAACUUCGAGUGCCUGCGCCGGCAGAGCAGCCAGGAGGAGGUCCCGCCAUCCCCCGCCCUCCCCCACCGCGCGGCCCUGCCUCUGCACCUGAUGCAGCAACAGAUCAUGGCAGUUGCUGGCCUAGAUUCCAGUAAAGCCCAGAAGUACUCGCCGAGCCACUCCACCCGGUCGUGGGCCACCCCUCCAGCGACCCCAUCGUAUCGGGACUGGACGCCAUGCUACACCCCCCUGAUCCAGGUCGAGCGGCCAGAGGCCCUGGACCAGGUCAACGGCAGCCUGCCGUCCCUGCACCGCAGCUCGUGGUACACGGACGAGCCUGCCAUCUCCUAUCGGACCUUCACACCAGCCAGCCUGACCGUCCCCAGCAGCUUCCACAGCAAAAACAGUGACAAGCAGAGGAGCGCAGACAGCUUGGUGGAGGCAGUCCUGAUAUCUGAAGGCUUAGGACGAUAUGCGAGGGACCCAAAAUUCGUGUCAGCAACAAAACACGAAAUUGCCGAUGCCUGUGACCUGACCAUUGACGAGAUGGAGAGUGCGGCCAGCACCCUGCUGAACGGGAACGUGCAUCCCCGGGCCAACGGGGACGUGGGCCCUGUCUCACACCGGCAGGACUAUGAGCUCCAGGACUUCGGGCCGGGCUACAGCGACGAGGAGCCAGACCCUGGGAGGGACGAGGAGGACCUGGCAGAUGAAAUGAUUUGCAUCACCACCCUGUAACCUCCAGGGAGGGGCAGACUGGCUCUGGCCUCAGGUGGGAUGCCAGAGGGCCAGGGGAAAAGUGCCUCUGUAGUUAGGAAGAUUUAGGCACUAGUGUGGAGUCCCUAUUCAAUUAGACGUUCGUAUAAGUGAUGUCAUGCCUCAAGGAAGCCAUAAACCUGGUAGGGAACAGCCGUGUCCAUGUGCUCAGCCCCAGCCCAGCUGCAGGCAAGAGCAGGUCCAGCCCUCCCGGAGAGGAACAGCGAGAAGGCCGGACAAGCCUGCCCGCUUGUGCUGGUCCGGAGCGCACACCGGCCACCCGCAGGCACGGGGAAGGCGGGGAGAAGGUUUAAGGUGAUGACGAUCACCAUACCUGUGUCAUUACCUCAGCUGUCAGUCUAGCAUAUCAGACGUUCACUGGGCCCAGCAUAUCCAUUUUUAAACUCUUUCCCCCCAAACACACUGCUUCCUGGUUCCCGUGCAGCUGUUCUGAAAUACAGUGUGUAAUCAGGACCCACCUACCAGCCGCCGUCCUGAGGGGGAGCAGGACCCUGUCGACAGGGUUUUCUGUGACGUGAGGCCAGUUUACAGGAGAGAGCAUCACUCUGACGGUCAGUCUCUGACUGUCGGGGUAAGAGCAGCUGUAAACUGGAAUAAUAAUGCACUCGCAACCAGGUAAACUUAGAUACGCUAGUUUGUUUAAAAAUUAUAGAUUUACUGUACAUGACUUGUAAUAUACUAUAAUUUGUACUUGUAAAGAGAUGGUCUAUAUUUUGUAAUUAUUGUACCGUAUUUGAAAUGCAGCAAUAUUCCUGGGUCCUAAUAAUUGUAGUUUCCCACUGAAAUCUAGAAACUAUUAGUAUUUUUACUCGGGCUAUACAGAAGUAGAAGAAAUAGAGCCAAUUCUCAUUUAUUCAGUGAAAAUCUUUUGGGGGUAAAAUUUUAAGUUUAAAAGAACUUGACACUACAGAGAUUUUUUCUAAAAUAUUUUGAGUCACUAUAAAUCUGUCUUUACACACGAGAUACCAGAUGACUAUCUGCAGUCUUUUCUGUGGGCCAGGGUUCUGUGAUUUGAUAUUGUACCUUCCGAUCCACCAUGGGUUGCAGCUGUCUUUUGUUUUACUUUAAUACCCCUCCAAUGAGUUCACUGCAGAGUAGGUCGAGCUGGCUCCUCUGACCCUGG